AUGGCUGGUCGCAUUGAGCUGCCGUUUCUCUAUCAGACCAGGACUAUCGUAGGUCGGUCCCGGAGGCUAUUGGACUUGAGUAGGAGGCUCGUCUCAAGUCACGAAGGUAGAGAAGACCUUGCUAAAAAUGGCUCCGUUUCCCCAUCCCCUGAGCAGGAAGAACCCUUCCUCAGAGCAAAGGCACGGGGUGGUACUUGGGCGCCUCUAACCGGCAAACCCAUAGCGAAGGACAGCGAACCAGGAUCCACGAUAUCGUCAACCAUAACCGCAAGCGAAAGAAGAGCUUUUGAGGCCAUCUUGCGCUUCGCCCCUAAACAGGAUGGACCUAAAAGCGUAACGCCACGAUCACCGCACCAGGAUGCUGUAGAUACAGAUAUCGACGCCAUCCUCAAGAUCUUCACCUCGUCUGUCAGAGAUCAUGACUCGAAACUGGGUGCCAUGCAGGAUGAUCAGCGUGCGGCCGAGUCUCUGGAUCCCGAGGUCAGGACGAAGCAUCCGAUGCCGCAAGGGUCAGCAAAGAUGACAAAAGCACUGCAGUCAAGCUCACAACCUUCGACAGGGAUCAGCUUGCCAACAGAAGAGAUGGUCCAGCAUCAGCCAAUAUCACGAGCACAAGCCAGGAGCGAGCACGAGCCGCGAUCAGCAGAACAAGUCCAUCCUGGGCCUUACUCAGUGCCAGCGGAAGAUCAACCCUUCACCCAAGCGACCGAAGGACAAACAGAUGAACCACCGCUCUGGUCUCCUUUCGGAGGCAAAGGAGAGCCGGGCCAUGUUCUAUUCCGCCAGGGAUCUCGCUCUCUGCUUCGAGACAAACCCGAACCUGAAUCCAAUGCCACCUUAGCUACAUCUUCCGCCAACACAGACGACCCUCUGGCUGGCGAGCCCAGCAAAGAUGCCGUACCAGAAGACUCUGUCGACCAAUAUCUUCUCGAAACCGCCCCUCCCUCUCAAGCCAUGUCUCAACUCGAAUCAUCAAUCCAAUCCGCCGUCCGCGCCAGGAUGCUCUCCCUUUCGGCUGCCCUUGAAGCCGCCGCCACCUCGACCACUCAACGCGGCGACACCGCCAUGUGGGAAGUCGUAGAGUCGCAGAUAUUCUCCCUAGCGAAACAUUUCCAACCCCGAACCACUCAGCACCCACGGAAGGAGAGCCAACCAUUCGGCGGCAUCAGCAAAUUCACGUUUUCGCGCGAGAAAUCAGAUAAGCCAGCCCAGUUGAUCGAGGCCGCAGAGCGGCAGCGGGCAGGAGUUCGAAUGAGCCAGCCAUCAGCUUCGGCACCAGGACCUACCAGUCAAGCUCCUAGCGGUGCUGCCACAGCCUCUGAGAUCAAUAACGUUGCCACCCCUCCACCCGCGGAACCGCUCUCACACCACGACCUCCAAAUCCUCCAACACAUCUACCCGGCCGCCCUGCUGCUCGCCCUGCGCCUAUACAUCACGCAGUUCCCCUCGUCACCGUACGCGUUCCUCCUCCUCCCGCGUAUUCGCGCCCUCGGCACGACGAGCUACGUCCUCGGCGCGAGCCCGCAAUUCUACAACAGCCUGAUGAGCCUCGUGUGGCUCGUCAGAUCCAGCCUCCGCGAAGUCGACGGCCUGCUGGGCGAGAUGGAGCGCGGCGGCGUCGAGAUGGACGAGGGCACCUACGCUGUGCUGGGCGCGAUCGAGGAGGCACGCACCGCGGACUUGGAGCGAGAAAAGAGGGCGGGGCGGGACGAUAUAGAAGGAACGACGACCCGGGUAGGCGCAGACGCAGACCCCUCGCGAGGCGCCGCCUGGUGGAAGAGGCAGGAGCAGAUGCUCUUCUUCCCUCGAGUUCUGGACUGGUUGGACGUUAUUGCAGGACGGCUUGCCGCAAAGGAGAGAGCAGGCGUGGUUGAAGCCUAG
Molecule: messenger RNA, 1881 nt
Organism: Cladophialophora yegresii CBS 114405
Lineage: Eukaryota; Fungi; Ascomycota; Eurotiomycetes; Chaetothyriales; Herpotrichiellaceae
Exons: 1
Coding region: 1-1881 (626 amino acids)
Cellular component (GO): mitochondrion
Source: RefSeq, a predicted model, not a curated record